Messenger RNA from Pelodiscus sinensis (Chinese soft-shelled turtle), 995 nucleotides. RefSeq lists its product as uncharacterized. Lineage: Eukaryota; Metazoa; Chordata; Testudines; Trionychidae. Gene Ontology annotation, molecular function: transmembrane signaling receptor activity. Gene Ontology annotation, cellular component: plasma membrane. The record is from RefSeq and is a predicted model, not a curated record.
AUGCAGCGAGCUACCAUCGGGACCAUGAGGAAUUUCCUGAUUUGGGCUUGGAUUCUUUCCCCAGGCUGUUGGGCUUUGACUGGCCCCGAAGAGGCGAGCGGCCCCUUGGGAGGGUCGCUGUCUGUGCAGUGCCAGUACAAGGAACGCUACCAGAAAUACAAGAAAUACUGGUGCAGAGGAAUAUUUCUGUUUUCAUGCUCCAUAGUCAUUCAGACCGAAGGCUCAGAGGAAAAGCUGGCAGGGAACAGAGUCUCCAUCCAUGACAACCACACUCAGAGCACGUUCACUGUGACCAUGGAGAGCCUAGCAUGGAACGAUACGGAUACUUACUGGUGUGGGAUAGACAGGCCAGGUUUCGAUUCCAUGAUCAAUGUCAAUGUGCUUGUUUUCUCAGACACUACUACUCCCUUACUGCCAAUGACGACAGCUGCUGAAGAGGAAAAAUCCACCCCCCCCUCCUCCAACAUUACUGAAGUGGAUGCUGGCAUACCAAACCUUAUCUUCUAUAUCGUGACCCCCGUCAUUGUGCUGGUUCUCCUGCUGAUUUUGUUUGUGGCUGUGAGGUGUAGAAGAACAUCACAGAGGAGGAGAAAAGCUCUCGAGGAAACACCAGGAAAGAGGGAUGAGAACGGCCAUACCUAUAAUACGAAUCCCGGGCACACCCGUCCCUUCAUUCCAUCAGAGACUGCAGAAACUGACCAGAUGGCAAUCUAUAUGAACAAGCCGCCCCCGCCCAGCUCAGCCGAACAGGACUCCGAGUAUGAAAACAUGCAGCUGAGGAGUCAGGUUUCCGGAGGUAGAAAAGCUUCUUCAGACCCAGAGGACUGCUCAGCCACCGAUCAGCGGGAGGUCUACAUCAAUAUGUGCCCAAUCAGACAGUCCCCACCUCUUUAUAGUCAAGCAAAGUGUAAGGGGAAAAGCUGAUGCCCUUCUUCCUGGGAUAUUCAGCAGCUCGUCCUUAUUUUCCUAGUGCCCCAUGAACACUAUCAGACCAG